Messenger RNA from Musa acuminata subsp. malaccensis (wild Malaysian banana), 761 nucleotides. RefSeq lists its product as uncharacterized. Lineage: Eukaryota; Viridiplantae; Streptophyta; Magnoliopsida; Zingiberales; Musaceae. The record is from RefSeq and is a predicted model, not a curated record.
UGACACUUUGACGGCUAUCGACCUUCCCAGAUCCCUUGCGGUUUCAACAAUCGACACAGAUCCGGCGUCGAGAGGGAAGAUGGUGUGCUUGGCGUGCUUGUUGCCCCUGUUCUUCAUCCCCGUGGUCAACGCCUUGCCUCUGCUCUUCUAUUUCAUCGUCGGUAAAAUAUAUUGGCUUUUUGGCUGGGAAUACAGAAAGCCUGAAAGGGUGCCACCUUCUUGUCCUUACAAGCCUGCAGUCAAGAAGAUUGUUGAUGGCUCAAGCGAGACUGUGUCAUCAGUGGAACCUCAGAGAUCUGGUACAGAAGGUGACAAAAAUGAAUAAUCAUAGCCAAUAGGGUUUCUUGUUGGAACGUAUUUGUGUACGUUUGAUGUUGCAACCUAAACUUGUGAUAGAUAGCAUGUGAAAAUAAACCUGUACCGACGGCCUGAGUAGUGCUCCUCUGUAACUUGAUAUCAGUGUGCUAUACUCAAUCCAACUGAGAGGGGAAAAAAGGUCCCCCUUUUUUCUUUCCAUGGAUGACAGUUGAAUCAAAGCUCUGUUGUUGUGGGAAAGAAAUGAGGGAGAGAAUGAAUGUAACUGGAAAAAAGAGUUAUAGAGGAUUAACAUUUUCAACAGAAGUGUUCUGAAAGUUCUGUUAAUGCUGUGGAAUUCAAAUUCACAUGUCGACAUGUCCACAGAUUGUAUUUUGUUCUGUGUAUUACAAAGUGUCUUCUAAAUUAUUGAUUUAAACUCAAUUUUACACCUAUUAUUGCCGUCA